AUGCAGCUAAGUCCACUAUUUAUAAUACUAUCAGUCUGCCAUGGAUCAGUUUUUGGAUUUUCUGAGACGGCGCCACAGAUAAAUCUUGGUGAAAUACCGCCUAUUGGACAGCCCUAUCAGAUAGUGCGCGUAAUUGAGUAUAUAGUGCCAUAUCCCUAUCAGAGAUCUCCCAAAAUAUCCGCUAGAACUUCGAGUGUAAACAACAAGGAACUCAAUAGCCUUGAGAUAAUUCCCGCUGACAUCGAGACUCUACUUACCGAUGGACAAGCCACAACAGAGGCACCAAAGCCAGUGAAGCAUUUCGUUAUGCGAAUCCUUUAUGAAAACAGAGUCAUUUGCAGUGGAGCUCUAAUCUCCAGUCGUCUGGUUUUAACCUCUGCCCACUGCUUUCCCCGGACUUUGCAUCAACAUCCUUCUCGCUUGUACAAGCUGCAGGCCAGUCGGAGUCGGAUAUAUUCGGUGGCCAAUCUAAUUACCGGCACCAUAGAAGACAUGGCCCUAUUGCUGCUCCGCGCUCCGCUGGAGGAUCCCUUUGUACAACCGAUUGAUCUGUGUGACUCACCUCUCCGAAGGAAUGACAAUGUAACCAUGUACAUGUCACAGCAACAUCUGCGUUUUCUGCGCACCAAACUCAUUCCCAAUAGGAAUUGCAAAAGCAGCUAUGUCCAGGACGAGAACGCCUUCAUCACCCCGACCAUGUUGUGCGCCCUGAAUUCAAACAGGUUGGUGGACUGCCAGACGGCCAAGGGUGAUGUCCUCCUCCACCAGGAUCGGGUGUGCGGAGUGGACAUCUAUGGACAGCACUGCUCCGAUGGGGGCGUCAAUGGCGAGCUGUAUGCCGACGUCUUUAAGGCCAGGACUCAACUAAUGCACUUGAUUGAGCGCUAUGCGAACUAAAUGAUUCAACUGGGAAAUUUCGUAAAAUAUAUAUACUUAGUUAUUUUCCUAUGAUAUUUGACUAAAAAUGUUUAAAUGAAAUCCCAAAGUAGAGACCGCACAUACAUUUAUUGUUACUGUUCGUGUGCUGCCCAAAUCAAAUCAAUCUCACUAAACAAACACUGAAAACAAAAGGGCGCAAGUGGGGUGGACCAAAAAAAAAUGGCAAAUAAAAUCAGGGGAUGCUGCCUUCUGUUGGUCGCGGGUAAAAUUGAAAGUCGCCACCAACAAAAUCAGAGUAACACAAACAGAAAAAAAGCUGGCGAUGUUUUUUUAACAUUUUAUUUUCUUUCAAUUUGCGGCUUAAAAAAGUUAACUGUUCCAUUAAAAUGCCCUGAACUGCAAUGACUAUGAUGUAUGUAAAUUUCAGUGAAAAAACAAAUGGCAAAAAAACGAAAAUUGUGAAAAAAAAAAUGCACAAUAAGAGACACAAGCGCCACCCAAACCCUCUAAAAUCAUCAUGACAGGAAAAAGGUGUUACACUUGGCUUGAAAUUUACACCGUCGGUGGGCGUGGCAACAUAGGGGCUUCUGUGGCAAAAAAGGGGACGAGAUGGUGUUCUGAAAAAAAAAGAACCCGAAGCUUCGCUGGCGGCUAUGGAUACGUCGCUAGCUUUUGGCUUUGGCUUUGCGCUAAAAUAUGCAAUUUUGUCAUGAAAUAUGCACAUGUCCACCGCGCGGCAAGGACGAACCGCCAUGCCACCCACCGCCACCCACCUACAGCAGCACUAUCAGCGACGGCAACAAAAUAAAUUUAAAAGGCAACAUACAUAAAUAAAUUAAGCAUUUAAAAACCCAACGGGAAUAAUGAAAGCCAUAAAAGGCUUAGGCACUGCGAAUCUGGAAGUGCCCUUCACGAGGAUUAAGCUAUUUAAAAAAAUAAUGUCAUAAUAAUAUAUACUGCUGCUAAAGAAAAUCUUUUCCAUCCGAAUUUUCUGCGAACUACAAUAGCCAUUCUAUUGAAAUUAAGAUAGUAAGGAUAUGUACAUAACGUAAGAUAUUCGCCAAUUAAAAACUUUUAAAUGAACUUUAAAUUUAAAGCGCAUCAAGAAUAUCUAUGAGGUCUAGAGAAAAGUUUCCCAUAACUUUGCCACCAGCCACGCCCACCAUUUGACAUUUAAAUGCAACGAAGCCUGUCGAAAAUGUUGCCGCCAACAUCAUCGCGAACAACUAAAUUUAUGUACAUAGAAAUUAAUAUUAAAGAAAAAACGAACAGCGUGUUUUCGUAUAAAAUAAAGGAUGCCAGAGUGGCUGACUGUAUUAGUGCAACACGGGAUAAUAUUGAAACAGAAAACAACAAAUGACAUGAAAAAAACUUCAACACUAGUGUGAUAAUAAAAACAAUAAAACAAAUAUACAUUCCAUUUGACUAAAAAAUUCCAUACCCCUGGCAAUUGGCGGGGCUUAGAGGACGCCCCCAAGCCACUUGAACCACUUUAGCCACUUCGACCGCCCACUUUUCCGCCGCCCACUUUUCCGCCCCCCGCUUUUCAGUGACCCGCUGACCUACCGCAAAUAUUUAUUGUUUGACAAUUUUUAUUGCCUACUUUCAGGCGAUUGUCGCUAGCUCAAAAGCGGAAGUGCGCUGAAGGAGGAGGGUGAAACUUUUCUGAAAAAAAUUCAAAAGGCGUUAAAAUGAUUUUCAGAAACUUUGGCCUUACGUGACUUUGUCCCCAGCAUCGGUCCAGCCUACAUAUUGUUCAAUUUCCGGACCAGGCCGCCCGCACUGACUGAAUCAAAAUAGGUGGCAUAAACAGCAGCCGCGGCAGCGGUAGCGGCAACAAAAGUGUUCGGAGACCCUGCGCUGCGCUGGGUAUAAAAUAAAAGUUUUCCACUUAAGGUUUAUGAAAAGUUUAAGACCGGCCGCCGCCCGAAGGUCCACCGCUUCGCCCUCCAGCAAACACAUUCACACUUACCUCAGGCCGGCAAAUGCGGAAACGGAAACUACGGUCGAAAAAUGAUGAAUACCCAGUGAGAAGGACUCGGGUCCCCGUCGAUCCCCGGCCAAUACAACACACAAAAACACACUCCAGAGGGAUGCUGGCAAUGACUGUAAUAUCCUUGGAACCGCUCGAAGAUUUUUCGCAAUAAGGAAGCGGUGCCCAAUGGCUUUCCACCUUUUACUUCUCGACCAUAACCACUUAGGAGCCGCCGAGUUUUCCCCGAGAAAACUCCCCAAAUGCAAAUAAUAAUGUAAUUGCCGGCAAUCUUGCUCAAGUCUGUUUACCUUUCUGCUUCAACGUUGUUAAACUUUUAUGAGAUUUGAACAGAAUUUUAAAGCAUUUACACCUGGCCCACGCAAUGACAAAUGAGCAAAUGAAUUGAACCCGAUUCCGCCGGUCUGAGAGCCAAUUUAAAACCCCACCGGCUAAUUGCAGGUCGGACCCACUAAUUGAGUGCAAGUCAAGCAAAUCGCCUAAUUAGCAGAGGCCAUCUAAGCGGACUACGAUUGCCAGUGGAGUGGGAGGGAGAGGGGAAGGGGCAGAUCGGGAGAGAGUCCUACCAGUGAAAAGGAUAUGCAAUUUGCACGGACAGGACACUUGAUCUCAGUGGAAGCGCGGAAUUGACAGGUUGGCCGCAGUAUUCCGGUUUAAUGCGUUAUUAAUUGGAUGGUAAGCCGGAAGCGGUGGAAUGGGAUUUUCCUCAAUUUCCCCUCUGGCCUAGCUAAAUAAAAGUACACUGUAAGCAUGCAACUUGCAUUUAUAUUCAA
Drosophila yakuba is the source of this 3645-nucleotide messenger RNA. Its product is annotated as seminase. Lineage: Eukaryota; Metazoa; Arthropoda; Insecta; Diptera; Drosophilidae. The transcript has a single exon. Gene Ontology annotation, biological process: proteolysis. The coding region runs from base 1 to 897 and encodes 298 amino acids. The record is from RefSeq and is a predicted model, not a curated record. Gene Ontology annotation, molecular function: serine-type endopeptidase activity.